AUGUCUAUCGUGUACCGUCUCUGGACAAGCUCUAACUCUUGUCUUGAGUUCGCGAGCAUUUUGCCUCUCCAAUCCUCCAAUUCGCAGAGGCCGAUGGUGGGCAAACGUUCAAGUGGAACUGGACAGAUAAUAGCUGCCUUCAAGAACGACGAGAUCGACAUUGGGAUUGCUCUCACGGACGCUCUCAUUGCUGGUAUCGCAAACGGCAAUCCCGACUAUCGACUCGUGGGGCAAUACAUCACUACACCUUUGAACUGGUCGGUUCUUCUACCCCAGACACUAAGAUUUGAAGGGGACGACGAUGGGGAUUUCCCGUAUAGGAAGGGCUGCAGUGGAAGUCAAGUGAUGGCUGCUGUGAUGGCAAUGCAGCAAGGCAAAUACUUUAAUUUGGGCCGAGGAGCACAUGUUGAUCUUGCCUUGAACAACAACAUAGACGGUCUGAUCCGCUCAGUCAACGAUGGAACCACGAGCGCAUUCAUGUGGGAAUGGUGA
Molecule: messenger RNA, 492 nt
Organism: Acaulospora colombiana
Lineage: Eukaryota; Fungi; Glomeromycota; Glomeromycetes; Diversisporales; Acaulosporaceae
Source: the annotation of a GenBank genome assembly